UUUUAUCCUCGCUUGGUACCCUUGCAUGAAUUAAACCCAGAAUCCAACACCCUACCAGUUGCCAUCCGCUGCUCGGCAGACCGUCUCAGUGACACUGGAGUCUACUUGUUAGAAAACGGACUCUCAAUGUUUAUGUGGAUUGGGCUACAUGUGCCUCAGGACUGGGUACAGAAUGUUUUUGGUGUCAACUCAGCCGCACAGAUUAAUAUAGAAUCUCAAAAACUUCUGCAAAUUGAUAAUAAAGUAUCAAACCAGGUGCGAAGUGUGGUUGAUGAUGUGAGGAAGAUGAGGCCAAGGUACAUGAAGCUAGCCCUGGUUCGUCAACGUGAUGCCCUGGAAGGAUGGUUCCGUCAUUUCUUAGUAGAGGACAAGGGGUCAAAUGCCACAGCAUCUUACGUUGAUUUCUUGUGUCACAUGCAUAAGGAGAUACGCAAUCUGUUGAACUAAGGACGAUGGUAUUGCAUCCAUUCUUUUAUGAAAACAUGAAACAUUGAAAAUUAUAAUAUUCUCUUGUGGCUGAUGAUUUAAUUACAAAGUUAUCAUAUGUUGCUUUCAGAUAUCACAUGGCCUUUGAGGGGAAAUAUCUAGAUUUGUAUCAUAACAUUUGUAAUUAUCAAAGCAUCCAACUAUUCUUUGUAGCUCAUAUUUCUUGGUAGAUGGUGGCUGUUUCUUAGUUCAUUUUGUACUUGUGAUGUAUUGUUCAGUUAGAGCAUGUGAUAAAAAUUGAGUUAAUAAUCAGUUAAGUCACUCAUUGACAAUUUUUAUUUAUAUGCUCAUGCACUCAGUAAUUAUAACAUUUAUCUACCAAUGACAUAAAUAUAGAAUUUUAACAUAAAUAUAUUUUCUUUAUGCAAGUACUACAGAACUUCCGUGGUUAGUUCUAGUUUCUAUGGAAAUUUAUCAUAAGUUUGAAGCCCAAAACAAUGACUUUUUCCAUCAGGAUCUUUGGUUACAUUGUCUCUAGACAACACUCAAGGCAAAUUAUUAGGUGCCACAUUAGGUGCCACAGAAAUGUUUCAUUUACUAUGGAAAUCUGAAGACAUAGAAAUGGAAAUGCAUUUUACAAACUUGAAAAGUCUGCUUUAUCUGCUAACAAGUUUGAAAAUUCUUUUUAUUCAUUCGGCACAAUGAUGACUAAACUACAAAAUGAUAAGAAAGCUGUUACAAAAGUUGGAAAACUUGGUAUUGCCUGAGCGAAAUGUGAUUCCUUGUAAACUAAUUUUGUUAAUAUAAAAUAUAUAAUAAGUAACCCCUCCCCCCCCCCCCAUGUAUUGAAAUUAAACAUUUGGAAAUUAGAAGGAAAGUAUUCCCGAGUUUCUUUUAAUUUUCUUUACUAUGCCUAUAAAUUUGUCACAAACAAAUGUGAGGUCUCUCUCCAAGAAAUAAGUCUCAGGGUUGGAAUAUCAAAAAUUUAGUUUAUUAUACAGUAUGUGGAUAGAUCACAUUAUAAGCUUUGAUUUGGUCUUUGGCUUCCCUAAGAUGAGUAGAUCCAGAGAUGUGAGCAUUUAAACUUUAGGUGCAUGAGAACCAGGUUUUGAGAAAAUUAGCUCCUAAGUUAAACUAACCCGUACAAAUAAUAGGACUACAAUUACAGAACAUGCAUGGAGUACACUGUUUUAGUAAGAAAAUUCAUAUUAAAUGUAUACAAUCAUUAAAAUCCGACUUU
Molecule: messenger RNA, 1666 nt
Organism: Anneissia japonica
Lineage: Eukaryota; Metazoa; Echinodermata; Crinoidea; Comatulida; Comatulidae
Product: protein transport protein Sec24C-like
Exons: 3
Biological process (GO): COPII-coated vesicle cargo loading
Cellular component (GO): COPII vesicle coat; endoplasmic reticulum exit site
Molecular function (GO): zinc ion binding; SNARE binding
Source: RefSeq, a predicted model, not a curated record